AUGGAUCUUCUAUUUUUUUUAACAUUCUGUUUCUCAUUAGUGGGAACAUGCCAUCAAACUACUACCGACAAAACCUUGUUGAAAAAACAAGCUUAUGAGCUGUUUAUGCAUGGUUACCGGUCAUACAUGGACCAUGCCUUCCCCGCAGAUGAGUUGAUGCCGCUAUCUUGUAGGGGAAGAAUACGAGGUAUAACCCCCAGCAGGGGAGAUGUCGACGAUAGUUUAGGAAAUUUUUCCCUCACAUUGGUGGAUACUCUGGAUACAUUAGUUGUUAUGGGUGCUUAUGAUGAGUUUGAAAACGCUGUUCGCCUUGUAGUUGAUCAGGUUCAAUUUAACUCUGAUAUUGUUGUGUCUGUUUUCGAAACAAAUAUUCGAGUUUUAGGCGGUUUACUGUCAGGACAUAUAAUGGCAGAUUUAGUCAAAAAUCGCUUUCCGUCCCGAUUAGAAUGGUAUAGUGACCAGCUGUUAAAAAUGGCUGUCGAUAUAGCUAAUAGGCUUUUACCUGCGUUCAAUACAACAUCGGGUAUUCCGUACAGUCGAAUUAAUUUGCGGUAUGGUAUGCUGGAAUAUUUGAAACGACAGAAGGAUACUUGUACGGCUUGUGGAGGUACAAUGUUACUUGAAAUGGCGGCACUGUCACGUUUAACGGGAAAUCCGAUAUACGAGCAGAAAGCUCACAAAGCUAUGGAUUUUCUAUGGGCUCAACGUCACAGAGGCUCCGAUCUGAUGGGAACUGUUCUGAACGUUCAUUCAGGAGAUUGGGUGCGCAGAGAAAGUGGAAUUGGAGCUGGUAUCGACUCAUAUUAUGAAUAUUGCUUGAAAGCUUAUAUAUUAUUGGGUGACAAAGGAUAUCUCGAUCGUUUCAAUAAGCACUAUGAUGCCAUCAUGCGCUAUGUUCAUAAGGGACCAUUGUUUGUUGACGUCCACAUGCAUAGACCAACCGUAGCAACAAGAUCUUUCAUGGAUGCACUUCUAGCUUUCUGGCCAGGUUUACAGGUAUUAAAAGGAGAUGUUAAAAAAGCUAUUGAAACACAUGAAAUGCUUUAUCAAGUUGUGAAAAAACAUAAGUUUCUACCGGAAGCUUUCACACACGACUUCCAAGUUCAUUGGGGAGAGCACCCUCUCCGUCCAGAGUUCAUUGAAAGCACAUACUUCUUGUACCGAGCUACUCGUGAUCCACAUUAUUUGGAAGUAGCCAAGCUGGUGAUGGACAGUAUUGAGAGUUACGUGAAAGUUCCGUGCGGGUUCGCAGGCGUGAAAGAUGUCAGAACUAUGAACCAUGAGGAUAGAAUGGAUUCUUUUGUUCUUUCUGAGACGUUCAAGUACUUAUACAUGAUAUUCGCUGAGAAUGAAGAUUUGGCUUUCAAUCCUGAUGACUAUGUUCUGACAACUGAAGCUCAUUUUCUUCCUUUGAAUAUGGGAGAAGUGAAAAACGGUGCUCAGAGGCGAAUAUUUGUUCGACCUGAAGAUGUAAUUGAUUCGAUUUAUAUCUCUGCGAACCCUGUUCUUGUCGACACUAAGCAAUUUGAGCCCGAAGAAGCUUCUGAAAUCCGUGAGAGAACUAAGAGUGUGUUGGAAGAAUAUUUUGUUUUGAAUCAACAAUCUAGUCAACCACAGUGUGCCAAACCUUCCGAAAGGCUCAGGGCCUGGGCAUUUUCCGCAACAAACUCUGACCAUAUAAAAGUUUUACGUGACAUGGGCAUUGAAGUUGGAGUUCUCAGCGAUGGAAGAAUGCAGAUCACGCACAAUGCUGCGAACGCUGCUAACGCUGAUCUUGCCAAAUGGGGUAUGGAGUUUGUGCAGGAAAUGGUACAAUAUCAUAAGUACUUAGAGAAGGAAGUUGCUUCUGGAGGAAGAAAUGAUCGUUACGUACAAGUUCUGUCAGGCCCAUUUUACGGCUAUCCCCGUUUCCUAGCAUCACCAGCUCAAUUUGGCUACGAUUUGAAAAUGGGACAGGUGAACGGAUUGGUUGCUAUCGCUGAACCUUAUAGAGCAUGUAAGUCAUUGACCAAUUCCGAUAAGGUCAAGGGUCGCAUUGCUCUUGUUGAACGAUCAGAUUGUAUGUUUCAAGAGAAAGCUCGUAAUUCUCAGAAUGCUGGUGCUAUUGGGGUGAUUGUAAUUGAUCAUAAUCCUGACACAACUUCUGAACAUUAUCAGCAUUUUGCGAUGGCUGGAGAUCAAAAUUUACCAGAUGAUAUUACUAUUCCCGUUUUGUUCUUACAUGGAGUCGAAGGAGGCAAACUUCUGCAGGGAUUGAAAACUAAUCCCGAUCUACACAUAUACAUGUCUGUGGAUCCCAUAUCCUCAAACGCUAUUCUUACCAAAGUCUUCAAAGAUGGUGUCUUCUCUUUUCCGGUUUCGAACAAAGUUUGUGAAGUUACGGAAGGAGAUUUUAUCAUUUUGAAUCGAAACAUUCCAAGUGUUACUUUCAACUUUCGGCUUGGAGUAGUAACUCAGCAAAGCGAGCCAAUCGAGCAUCAAGCGAUUGUUGAAAGACAUGUGGUUCAGUUACAAGAUGCAAUUGACUUCGAUUUUUCAAGCCAUCGUUCUGCUUUUUUCAGUCUUCUUAGGUUCGCGGCUUACGAAGCAUUAGAACUAAAUGUGCAGCCUGAGGAACUCAAAACUGUGGAGGGUGCUUUGAAAUCUGCGCGUAUACUGCGUCUACCGCCCUAUGUAAAUAAGGUGCUUCCUGGAGAAAUCACGAGGGUACACUGUUCCCCAAAGGAAAGUAAGAUGAUAUGUGUCAAAGUGGCAGUAUGA
This is a messenger RNA of Auanema sp. JU1783, 2760 nucleotides long. The record is from the annotation of a GenBank genome assembly. Lineage: Eukaryota; Metazoa; Nematoda; Chromadorea; Rhabditida; Rhabditidae.